AUGGGCGGAAAUCAGAAAAAAGUCGAUGCAGAGCUGGCCAGACAGCGAGAAGCCGAUAAAGCAGCACGCUCGUAUGACAAUUUAUUUACGAACACAGGAUACGAUGACGAUGAAGACGAGGAUGCGGAAUACAAGGAGAAGAAAACUGGUGAGUUGAAUUUUCUCCGUACUGCAACUAUCCUAGCUGUCUUGGGUGUCGCCCCUGCUGUCUUGGGGCAACUCGACUCCAAAAUCAAGGCUAAAGGGAAGAAGUACUUUGGUACAUGCUCCGAUUCAGGGCUGUUGUCUAACUCGCAGAACGCUGCCAUCAUUCGUUCUGACUUCGGUCAGCUCACCCCAGAGAAUAGCGCUAAAUGGGACGCUAUCGAGCCUUCGAGGGGAAACUUCAAUUUCGGUGGGUUUGACACCCUUGUGAACUUUGCUCAGAGUAAUGGCAAACUUGUUCGCGGACACACGUUCGUUUGGCACUCCCAGCUGCCGUCCUGGGUAUCCAAUAUAGGCGAUUCUGCUACUCUCACCUCUGUCAUCCAGAAUCAUAUUACCACUAUUGGAAACCGCUACAAAGGGAAGAUAUAUGCCUGGGACGUUGUGAACGAGAUUUUCAACGAAGAUGGUAGCUUGCGCUCUUCCGUCUUCAGUCGCGUCCUUGGGGAGAAUUUCGUCGCUAUUGCUUUCAAGGCUGCGCGUGCUGCCGACCCCUCUGCCAAGCUCUAUAUCAACGACUACAAUCUUGACUCUGUGAACAGCAAGGUUAAUGGCUUGGUUAACCUAGUCAAGCGACAGAUAUCCGCCGGAACUCCUAUUGACGGCGUAGGUAGUCAGGCACACCUCCAGGCAAGUAUUGAUUAUGAAUAUUCUUCCAAACCAACUGCUUGUUUUCUAACCAUGUCAAAGGCUGGUGGUGCUGGAGGAUUACAAGCUGCCCUUAACACACUCGCUAAUUCAGGAGUAUCAGAGGUUGCCAUUACAGAGCUUGACAUUGCUGGCGCUUCGGGUAGCGACUAUGCCACUGCGGUCAAAGCGUGCCUUAGUGUUUCCAAGUGCGUUGGAAUUACGGUCUGGGGUGUUUCCGACAAAGAUUCUUGGCGUGCGAGCAGCACUCCUUUACUCUUUGAUAGUAACUAUCAGAAGAAAUCAGCAUACAACUCGGUCAUCUCCGCUUUAUCUUAA
Molecule: messenger RNA, 1170 nt
Organism: Rhizoctonia solani
Lineage: Eukaryota; Fungi; Basidiomycota; Agaricomycetes; Cantharellales; Ceratobasidiaceae
Product: endo-beta-1,4-xylanase
Exons: 12
Coding region: 1-1170 (389 amino acids)
Biological process (GO): carbohydrate metabolic process
Molecular function (GO): hydrolase activity, hydrolyzing O-glycosyl compounds
Source: RefSeq, a predicted model, not a curated record